AUGGAUGAAGUGAGUGUGGAAAGGGUGCCACCGGUAUCUGUUGUUCCUAAAUCUGUCAACGUAGAAGGAGGUUUGACUGAUUCAGAACCUCCUCCUUCCUUAGAUUUUCCUGAAAGUGCUCCGGUUUUUCAUAUUAGACAUUUAAGUGAAGAUUUAAGUGCCCUUACAAUUAAUGAUUUGCGCUUGAACAAUGGAGAGCAGAAUUGCAAUGAGCAGAUUGAAGGAAAGGGCAUAAGUAGUCAUGGUCACAUUAGACAUUUUGGUGCAGAUUUAAGUUCCUUUGCAAUUAAUGAGGAGAAUGACCAUAAGCUGCUUGAAGGGAAGGCAGAAAGUCGCCCUAACUCAUCUGAAAGAAACAUUUACAAGGCAGCAGAGAUUGCUGAACGCUUCAUUCAAUCUAUAGAUAACAGAGUGCUUGUUGACACUGGAGCACCAAUAGAAUCCGUUAAAGAGGCCGUAAGCAAAUUUGGAGGCAUUCUUGACUGGAAGGAGAGGCGUAAAAAUGUCCAAAAUGCGCUUGACAAGGCACUGGAAGAUACUCCUGAUUACCAAAGAAAAGCGGAAGCUGCAGAAGUUGAGAAAAGCCAAGUUCUAAUGGAAUUGUGUGACACUAGGCGAACCGUAGAAGGGCUCAAGAUUAACUUGGAGAAGGCACAAACUGAGGCAAUACAAGCACAACAAGACUCAGAGCUUGCUAAUAUACGGUUCAAGGAGAUACAACAGGGAAUUGCUUGCAGAGAGAGUGCUGCAGCAAAGGCAGAGAUUGAGCUCGCAAAAUACCGCCAUGCUAAUGCCUUAGCAGAAUUACAGUCAGUGAAAGAUGAGCUAGAACAACUUCAGAAGGAGCACACAUCUUUAAAAACUAAAAGGGACAAUGCUGAGACAAAAGCAUGUGAAUCCAGUGUUGCAUCACAAAAGGUUGAGAAGACCGUUGAUGACCUCACCCUUGAGCUCAUCGCGCUGAAACAAUCGCUGACAUCUUCUCAAGCUACUCAUAUCAUAGCAGAGGAACAAAAAUUAAAUGUCGCUUUGUCAUAUCAACAAGAAAGGGCAAAAUGGCAGGAUGAGCUGAAGCAAGUUGAUGAGGAGAUUCGAAAGAUACGUGAUGCCGCAUCAGUCAACAAAGAUCUCAAGUCCAAGCUAGAAGAUGACUCUGCACUGUUGUUGAAGUUGCAAGAUGAGUUUUCUACUUAUUUGAAAUGGGAUGAGUGGCCCCAAGAGGUUAGUCUAGAUGGAGAGGCAUGGAAGUCAAUGGUUAGUACUCGGAUGAAGCUGGCAAAGACUAGAAAGGAGCUGGAGGACAUGAGGACAGACAUUAAAAAAGCCAAGGAUAAGGUCAGAAUACUUUGGAAUGCUGCUGCUACAUUGCGAGCUGAUAUAGAGAGGAAGGAGGCAGAUCUGGGGGCAUUGAGACACAAAGAGCACCUCGCUUCUGUUUCUGUCUCAUCACUCCAGGAAGAAUUGAGCAACAAGACAUCUGAGCUCAACAUUGUCCAUGAAAGAACAAAAGCAGCUGAAAUGCCUGCAGAGCUACAUCAGGCAACUAAAGUGAUGGAACAAGCAAAUUCAAAAGCUCAGAUGGCCCGUCAUGAGGUGGCAAAGGCUAGGGAAGAGGCAGACAAAGCCAAGGCACAAGCCAAUGUUGUCAAGUUGAGGCUCGAAGCAGUGUCGAGGGAGAUAGUUGCAGUGAACACAUCUGAAGAAAUUGCAACCGCCUCAGCAAAUGCACUGCAAGAUUACAAACAUGAAACACAAAUAGACCCUCAAGUUGACCGAAUAAGCGACAACUAUAUGACGUUAUCACUUGAAAAGUAUGAUGCGUUAAGCAAGAAAGCACAAGAUGCUGAGGACCUUGCCAAGAAGCGAGUCAUUAAGGCUGUUGAGAAGAUCAAGCAAGCUAAGGAUGCAGAGGUGAGGAGCUUGAAUAAGCUAGAGCAGCUCUCCAAGCAAAUCAAUGGGAGGAAGUUGGAGCUGAGGGCCGCACAGGAGAAAGCCAAUUCGGCACAAUAUGGCAAGCUGACCAUGGAGAACGAGCUGAGGAAGCGUAGGGCCAAUCAUGAGCAGCAGAGGAAUGCGGGUGAGUCGGACCAUGCCAUUGCUGAUAUCCCAAAUUUGAAAAAUACGUCAUCGUCUUUUGAUGCAGCAUCAUCAACCUCCAAUCCUCAAAUGGUUGGAUCAUUGUCUAGAGCUGACACUACGGCGGUAACUAGGGUGAAAGAACCGAAGCCACGGAAGUCGUUGUUUCCACGGUCCAUAGUAGCUAUAUUCGUGUCUAGGAAGAAGACACAUUGA
This is a messenger RNA of Setaria italica (foxtail millet), 2292 nucleotides long. RefSeq names its product protein WEAK CHLOROPLAST MOVEMENT UNDER BLUE LIGHT 1. NCBI's taxonomy places the organism in Eukaryota, Viridiplantae, Streptophyta, Magnoliopsida, Poales, Poaceae. Bases 1 to 2292 code for a protein of 763 amino acids. The record is from RefSeq and is a predicted model, not a curated record. The transcript is spliced from 2 exons.